AUGCAGUCGCAAGCGUUGCUCGAAGAAUGCCGCCAGAGGCAGGACGACGAGAUCGUAGCGCUCGAAUCCAUCUUUGCCGCUACCGAAGACGGCGACGCCGAGAACGCAGUCCAUCGUCCUGCAGAGCCUAGAGUCAAGCUCAUAUCCAACACGCCGGAUCCGAUUCUGGAACUCUACCUCCCUGUCACGCUGCCAAGGCCAACGCACAUCACAGUAGAGACUUUCGCACACGACACCGACGCAUGCUCAGCAACAGCAUCUAGCUCCAAGUUGCCGCUCGAAAGCUCGGUUGCGUCAUAUCAUCCGUCAGUCGUGCAGAAAGAAAGGGCAGCACCCUCCGCCCACCCAAACAACGGGCGUCGCCGCAGCAGAAAGCAAAGCACAAAGUCUGGGCAUCUCGAUGCCACUGCCAACGCCUUCUCUCCGGGCAAAUCCGUCAAGUUUGUACCGGUAGUACAGCUGCAGACAGGAGUAGCAUCAGCAGAAGAGGUUGCACGAACGCUCGACGGCCUCUCCCUUCGUUCGGAUAGCACACACGAUAACGCGACACACGACGAGUCCGCCGCCGCCCGGCUUCGAUCGACCCAGCAUCUACCGCCUCUGAGACAUCUACCACCGAUAUCAUUGCGGGUCAAACUUCCUCCGACGUACCCAGCUGAGAAGCCACCUGUGGUCGAAAGUCUCCUAGCGCCAUGGUUGCAAACAAGACCAGAUUCGCACGACGCCUCUCUCGCAUGGCUGCUGCAGAGACUCGACCAGCAGUAUCAAGAGCUCGGCGGUAUGGAAGUGCUAUACACGUGGGCCACUUAUCUUACCGAAAACCUCUGGAUAGCGUUGCUGGAAGAGCAGCCCCUUGCAAUUGAUCCUCCACCAUUCUUGCGACUCGCAGAAUCAGCUUCCGACACGACGCAAGCGAGUCUGCGUUUCGAAGAGAGUCUCUCUUCCCCAGAAGCACAGCCGCUGCUGGCGGCUCAGCUUGUAGCGCACUCACGACUCUGCAGCCGUACUACGUUCGACGCCGCCUCGUUCGACUGCGCCAUCUGUCUUGAAACACGCAAGGGAAAAGCUUGCACCAGGUUGACCGGCUGCGGACACGUCUUCUGCUCCGAAUGCCUGGCGGGAUAUCUUACGAGCUUGGUAGACGACGGUUUCCAUCGUCAAGCAAAGCGGUGUCCCGAUCCGGAUUGCGUCACCCUGUGGAGUCAACGCGAAAAGGACAAUCUUGUCGAUCAGGAAGGAAAUAUGAUCGCCUCCGCCAAAACCAAGUCCAAGUCGAAUGGCGCAGCUGUUUCCAAUGGUCAGAUCGACGUUGCAGAUGGAGAGGACAAGGCGGUCGUCGGUCUCGUGACCCGGUCGGAACUGGAAGCAAUCCUUGGCACCGCUCGCUUGAAACGGCUGGACGAGCUCACAGUCAAGGCCAAGAUGGAGGCGGACCCGUCGGUGUCCUACUGUCCUCGGUCCGGCUGCCAAGCUCCCGUGGUGCGCCUGUCUUCCGACGAGAAUUCGGGUCACUGGGAGCGGUUCCGAGAAUGUCUCUCCUGCGGCUUUGCAUUCUGUGCCUGGUGUUCUCGUUCCUGGCACGGUCCCACCUCGUGCCCCGUCUCGUUCCAAUCCGAGUUGAUCCGACGCUACCUCUCCCUGGCCGAAUCAUCGCACGAUCGUGCGCUGAUGGAGCAAAAGUUCGGACGCAAAACGCUCGAGACCAUGGUUCGCAAGUACGAAGAAGAGCAGCAGACGCAGCAGUGGCUGUCGGAUUACACGACGCCUUGUCCGACAUGCGGGAUCGCCAUCGAAAAGUCGUACGGAUGCAACCACAUGACGUGCAAAUCGUGCCAGACGCACUACUGCUACCUGUGCGGCAAGCCGAUCUCGUCGCAGAACCCGUACCAGCACUUCAACACGCCCGGGUACGAGUGCUACCAUCGACUGUUCGAUGGUUUGCUAGGAGACCAGGCUCCGCAACAUCAGCAGCAGCAGCAGGAGGGGGAACAGGGGCAUGGAGGUGCAAGGAGGGGGCAAGGCGAUGGCGCAGCGGGCGACGACGCGCGACCGGGCUUCGCCUUGCUGCUCGACGACAAUGGCAUUCCGUUGCAUUUGGAACCGGAAGAUCAGGAGAUGGACCUCCUCGCUUGGCAACAGCUUGGCUGA
This is a messenger RNA of Pseudozyma hubeiensis SY62, 2148 nucleotides long. RefSeq lists its product as hypothetical. Gene Ontology annotation, molecular function: ubiquitin protein ligase activity; zinc ion binding; ubiquitin conjugating enzyme binding. Lineage: Eukaryota; Fungi; Basidiomycota; Ustilaginomycetes; Ustilaginales; Ustilaginaceae. The coding region runs from base 1 to 2148 and encodes 715 amino acids. Gene Ontology annotation, biological process: ubiquitin-dependent protein catabolic process; positive regulation of proteasomal ubiquitin-dependent protein catabolic process; protein polyubiquitination. Gene Ontology annotation, cellular component: ubiquitin ligase complex; cytoplasm. The transcript has a single exon. The record is from RefSeq and is a predicted model, not a curated record.